ACCUAAUAAUAUAAAUAAUAUAAUAUAGAUUUGUCUAAAUGUUUAAUCUACAUACUAUUUACGAGUUAUGUGCAUCUAAUAAUAUUAUGCCUACGAUGAUUUGUGAAUCAGACAUCAGUCAAUGCCAGUCAAUCGUGAGAAUUAAUUAUGUUAUUAUCGGCGUGCGCCGUGCUUUCAUUUAAGUAUUUCGCAACAUUUAGUCAAUAAUCAACUCGUAUCUGGACCGACGGGGUUAUUAUUAUAAUACAUGUGACGCAGAAAAAAACUGAAAACAACUUUGAGACUGUAACGGCAGUAAUAUGUUACUCAACAUUGUUGUACCGCAACGCGUAGAAAUUGUACCUUUCUAAUUAAUUAGCUUUUUGAACUGAUCAAUAUGUCAAUUAAAAGCUUUGUUUGGAAACCAAAUUUAUUAAUGGCAUCAUCAAGUUGUCGGGCACAAGCAGUAUGUCGUACAUUCUCAAGGAGGUGCAAGAAAUCGUUAUCCAAUGAUUCAUUACUAUUAUCUAUUUUAAAAAAGCGCACCAGAAGUUUUUUUAAAAAACAAGACUUUGGCACUCAAAUUUCAAGAUCGAAAAAGGUAAUGAUUGCUUGUAAAAAAAUGAUCACUGCUGUCAAUAAGUUCAAGCAACAGUUGGCUAAACACAGAAAAAACUUGAUCAUGUGUGUUGCUUUGGCUUUUACAUUUGAUUGGUACAAAGAAAGAAUAUGUGUGGAUGAGCUAAUCAGGUUACGUCAAGAAUUUGGAAUUGUUAAAAAAUUAAAUAAUCAAUCUACCUCAAAUAGUAUUCAAAAUGAGCAAAAUAUUAAUAUUUCUCAAAAGCCAGUGUCUAGUAGUAAUGAAUUUAAGUCUAAUACAGAAAAUAAUCCAAACCAAUUUGAUUGUUCUUAUACCAGUUGUGAUUGUCCCAGAUGUAGAAACAUGAGUGAGGAAGGAUGGGAACCUUUUACGAGUGGUUCUUAUUACAACGCCUGGAGAAAACCUAAUGUUGAUUACCCAGGCCAAAAUUUAUAUAUUUAUAAAGUGCAUGGCUCAUUUAAUGAUAUAACAGCAUUGGACUUCAUGCAAGUGCAGUUGGACCUUCAAUAUCGAAAAGAAUGGGAUAGUAUGUCUGUAGAUUUGGAUAUUUUUGAUUCAGAGCCUCUCACACAUAGUGAUCUCAUUUACUGGGAAUUUCGUUGGCCGAAAUGGUUUCAAAAUCGUGAUUAUGUGUUUAAACGGCGCUACAAAAUUGAUGAAGAUGAAAAAUUAAUGGUAGUUGUUUCUGAAAGCGUUGAACAUCCUGAUUAUCCUGAAAAGUAUAAUAAAUGGAGAGUAAAAGAUUAUUGGUCAUAUAUUGUAAUUAAACCACAUGAUGAUUUUGAUAAGCCAGGAGUUGAAUUUUCAAUCACUUACUUUGACGACCCUGGAGUUACUGUUUCAAAUUACCUCACGUCAUGGUACCAAUGUAAAGGAUUGCCUUCAUUUUUAAACGAUCAAAGAUUAGCUGCAUUAGAAUUAACAAAACGUCGCUUUGAAGAAAGUAACAUUUUAAAACCAGAUAAAACUAACAUAGAAACCAAAUUAGAUCAACCACAGACUCAAACGUCUUGGAUUUCUUGGAUUUUUGGAUACUUUUUAUUUUAAAUGACAUUAUUUAAAGAAACUAGUUAUUAAAUAGUCAAUUAUAAAAAAAUUGUAUUUGUGCAAAAAUGUAAAUAAAAUAAUGACUAUUGUUAUUAUAUACAUAAUUA
Myzus persicae (green peach aphid) is the source of this 1734-nucleotide messenger RNA. Its product is annotated as stAR-related lipid transfer protein 7, mitochondrial. The coding region runs from base 377 to 1627 and encodes 416 amino acids. NCBI's taxonomy places the organism in Eukaryota, Metazoa, Arthropoda, Insecta, Hemiptera, Aphididae. The record is from RefSeq and is a predicted model, not a curated record. The transcript is spliced from 8 exons. Gene Ontology annotation, molecular function: lipid binding.